AUGAAAAAAGAUGUCCAGAAUCCAGAUGAUACAAACUUUGAAAGUAUGUACACAUUUAUAUCCAGAAAACUGUGCUCACCACAAACAUUUGUAACUAUCUAUGUACGAUUUAACUCAUUAUUCUUUCUAUUCAACUCUUAUUUAGUAAUAUUAAAUAUCACUAAUCAUUAUUUUAUUUUUAUCAGUGCUUCACAUUUUAGUUACCCAAUCAUAUUGUUUUAUCUUUCACUUUUUCCAUUAGUUUCCAAUGGUAACAGGCGUGAGCCAGCUGAACUGUCCUUUCACUCAGUUACGUUCGACGCACAGACAAGUACCAGUACAGGUGAUGGAUGUGCCUCUUUACAGCUUCAUUUCAUCGUUUCGCAAACUAUUUUAUUCUUCUUGUUAUUUUCAACAGCAGUAAGGAAUUUAAAAUUCUUAUAUUUUAUUAUUACUAUGACUAUUAUAUUUACUUUUAUUAUAUCUGAAUCUGAAAACAAAACAAUUAUAAAGAACAAGAAUAUAAUGCACCAAAACUUAAAUAACUGGCCACAGGAAAGUUGACAACAAUGAAGAUCAAAAAUCUUAAUCCAAAGUUUUGACAAUUACUAUAACUAUCACUAUAAUAAUAAUAAUAAUAAAUAAUAUUAUUAUCAUAAUCAUUCAAUGAUUCAAGAAGGAUCAUUAAAUCCAGAAUACCUUAAAAAUGAUUAAACCAUAAUUUGCAGAAUUGGGAAACAGACCAGGAACCAAUUCAAAUGAUGACCUUGGGGCUAAACCACAUGGAAUUCAAAGAAGUGAAAGUGAGCGACCAUUGACACCAACAACAAGAAAAAAGUUGUUAAAGAGCUCCUACAGUCUUCCUGGCCUUAUAGCUUUGAAACCAGGUUAAGUACAUGCCACAGAACUAGAGAGAUCCUUAAACUGUAAAAUAGAUAUUUUGUUCCUUUAAGACAUAGAAUUUGCUCCUGCAAUGACUUAUCACAGAGUUGCAAAUAAGUCUGUGAACAUCACUGUCCAAGCAAGGCUAUGUCAUCCGUGCAUGGUCACCUCCCAUGUUUUGCAUUCUGCACUAAGUUACCAACAACCCUUACAUAUUAUAACAUAACAAAAGUAAAGCAUGUGCUCUGAUUGGUCAGUUAGCCAUCAACCAUUUGUCCAUUGGUGCACGCCAAUGAAAAGCUAGCGCAGUAAAACUGAACCAAUUUGAGAAAAUCUCCUUUCUUGUAAGGUCAAAAAUGCAUGAGUAAAAUAAACAAAUGAAAAGUAGGAGUUGAAAAAGUACUUAGUUGUGGCUUUGAGGGAAAGUGGAAAGAUCAAGUGACAAGUUUGCCUUGAAGUACUUCAUCCUUGUUUACUUUGUGGCGGGAACAACCGAGUGAGCAAAGUUUUUACAGGAUUAAGGUACUUUUUGUACUUAUGGUGGAGAAAAUUACAAUUAGAAUGGGAAUGCAUCAAUUAGCAUAUUGUUUCAUUAAAAUUUCAGCAAAGUCGAUGUUAAAUUCAAGCAAAUAUUUUAGGAAAUGCACUCAGAUUGGAGACAGUUUUCUUGUGUAGCUUUGGUCUAAUUUUAGUCACGAGUACAGACAAACGCUGCUGGAAUUGUAGUGCGAAUUUCAUUUGAGAACAGAAACAUUUGGGUUUUCAAAUAAAUUUUUCAAAAAAUAACUUCUCUGCUUUUAUUUUGUUCGUGUUCAUUUAUAACAGUAGUUCAAAGGACGAUUGUAAGACAACAGCAUCUAAAGUGCUCAUGGCAGCAUUGCUUCAGCGCCGUCUGUGGUGGCGAAUGUUUGCUAUUGCCAACUUUUAAGUUCCAUUUCCUUGGACAAGUUUCAAUAUGAAGCUAAUUGAUUUCUUUAAAAAUUUAAGGUUACCUGUUAUCCAAAGAGAAUACAGUCAAUUUUUCUUAUUUCUACUUUAAUUAAGUUAACUGCAAAAGUUGUCACACAUUUUAUUGUACUUUGCACAGUUUUUGAGUUGGUGUUCAUAGUUGCAGCUAUAGUUUUCCCUCAGAGCAUUUACCCUAAUAUCAAGAUGCCAUUCAGAAUAACAACAAAAAACGUUUUGCAAUUUACUUUAAGAGAGAGAACGGUUGAUUCAGCAAAAGAAAAAAUUCAAAGACUUGUUUUUGAAAGGCAAGAUUUGUUUAUGUGCAGGUAGAUAAUAGACAGCAUACAUCAACUUGUUUAUGGUAAUGAUGACUGACUAUAAAACUGAAAGCAAAUGGAAAUGUUUCUCUUUUGAUUAUGUUAUAAAACUAAUGACAAAACGUGUAAAUCAUUAAGUGAAUUUAGAAACCGAAUGCGUGAUAAGGAUCUGACAUCUCUUAUUGAUGAUGGAUGCAAAGGAUGUCUUCUGUGUGAUAGUUGAUGUCUCAUCGGAAAUCAUUUUAGCAUUUUAGCACUCAGCUUUAGUAUUUUAGCUAACAAUUUGUAACAUAUUGUAUGGAUUUUUUAUCUACUUAAUUAUUGUAUCUAUUAUAUUUUAACUGUAGGUGUCCCCUAUUAGUAGAGGGCCUGCCCCUCGGCUAGUUUUUCUUUCUUGACACAUAAAUAAAGCUUCUGUCUAUCUAUCUAAAAUGGUAAAUGUUGCAGCUGUGCAACUGUCAAGUUAUGGCUGCCUUUGGAAGGUUUGCUAAGCACUCAGGAUGCUAUAGUUGCUCAAGGGGUACUCUUACACUUUUUUUAAUGCUUAGAAAACUCCUGCAUGCAUCCAUAACUCAAUGGUUGCACGCUACACGUCUACCAUUUCUUAAAUUUAUAACAGCUUACAAUUUCUAAAAACUAGUUCUCACCAAUUGUUUUUAUUGAUAGACAUCCACCAUACUGAAAAUUAAUUAAAAAUUAUAGUAAUUAAAUUCAAUGGUAUCAAAUUUGGAAUUCCUUGUCUAGGGGGACUAGAGGAUUUAAAACAAAAAAAUGACAAACACAAUUAAUGAAAAGCAAUUCGUAAAGGUAAAUUAUCAACACAUAAUAUUGACUGCUUUUAUUUAGAGUUAGGAUUCGACAGUACUAGAUAUAAUUGCCACUAAAACAAUUGUGUUGUAUUAUUUUAUGCUUGAUUUAAAGAAUUUCAAACUAAAGGACAAGAAGCUGUUAAUAUAAAAAUUGAAAAUCACCUGAGAAGAUAGAAAGUUGAGACCUGAAUCUAAAGAAAAAAUGACAUGAAUAAAGCAAACUCCACUGAAAAAGUGUGUAUUGCCCUGAUAUUGCUCUGAUCUGUUUUCUCUAAUCAACUUUUUCUCUAAUCAACUUAUCUGUUUUCUCUAAUCAACUUAAUAUAAAUACCACAAGCACACAAUCAGACUGCAAACUAAAUUUUAAAUACAGUGGAUAAUGUAUAAAGAUCUAUUGCUAUUUAUAUCCUAUUUCAGGGGCAACAGUUGAAAAGGUGAUAAUGCAUGCACAUAGUGUUUACGUAAGGGAAACACUCAUGCGCUACUUAGACACUACUUACACCAGGAAUAAUGAGAAUUGGCAGCACCUGGCCAGCCGUCAAGGGGUUUCUGAAGACCUUAUCAUGAGGUUGAAACUGCUAUCUCCAGAAAGUCGCUCUGAGGCACUGUUUCAGCUCUUGAAAGCAACUUCUCCUGAUUUGUCUGCUGGAACUCUGAGAUGCCACCUCAUGGAUCUGCCAAUGAAAAAUGUGCUAGAGUGCAUAAAGGAUCUCCAUGGUAAUUUACAGUGAGAUGUAAAAUAAAUCUGAUACUGCUACAUAACUGAACGUAAAUAAUGAAGGUUUGGCUGGAAAAAGGGCCUAAUAUUAUUGUUUAUAUUUUCGCCGACAAAAAGAAGUUGACUUUCAGUACACUAACUCGUCUUAACAUGUAUCAAACAUAAGCUAAAGUUUAUCAUUGCGGCUUUGUCAGCCACGCUUGCAAAAAUGUUAAACCCGCAGUAUUUUAAUAUUUAAAAAUCAACUCAAUAUAACAUUAUUCAAUAAUGUUUAGCCAAGUUAAUUUUGGUGUAGCAAAAUGCUGGUUUAGGUAAUAUGUCAACAUAAUUACAUUGUUAGCCUAUGAAACCACCUGCUUCUCAUCACAUCCUAUACUGUUCACAGUCCCCUAUUUUUUCGUAAGAUUGUCAGGAUCGAGAGCUUACCAGUCCAGGCAGCCAUCAUGGUUUCAUAGGUAGCAAGGAGGCAGGUGCCGGAGUUUGUAGCGGUGGGGGAGGGAGGCAAGAAAAAUGUGCUGGUUCUUAUGCUUGCCCGUCUGGAUUAGAAUUGAGAGAUCCUUCCUGAAGUUCAGGGUAUGGGGCAAUCUCAUUCACAGCAUCUUUGUUCUGAAAGCCAGCAUGUGUAUUAUGAGACGAAGAUUCGAGGUACAAGAUUGGGUAGAGAACAGUUCAAUUGGGCAGACAUGUCAUGUUCAAUAAGGGUUAGAAUUGUGUACGAGUCGUGAAGUCCCUUCAUAGUCUCCUCCUUUAAAUCUUCGGUCCGGAAAACCUCAUCGCUAACGACAGACUACUAGCUUCUGACAGAUUUUGUAAGAAAGAUGAAAACCGCUUUUGUUUCGCCCUGGCAUUCUCUUUGAAAGCACUCCUCCAAUUGCAAAGUUUUCAAAAUGGUCGCCCAAGGAAGUCAAAGACUCAAACCAUUCCACUUCAAAUGCAAGGCCUGCAAUGCAAUGUAGACUAUGCAAAAAAUAAACUUGCGAUACAACGAAAAAUAAUUCUCGGCCCAAUUAAAAAAUAAUUCUUGAUACACAUUAGAAAAAUAAUUCCAAGUACCACUGAAAAAUAAUUCAUGGCAUGAAUGAAAAAAGUAUUCCUAUAAUUAAAACAAAAAAUAACUCAUGUUGCUAAAAAUAAUUACUAACAUGUUGAAAAAAGUAUUGUUUAUUUAUGACAAAAAUACACAACAUGUCCAUAAUAUUUGCUGCAGUUGGAUAAAAUUGACUUGCAUUGCAAUUUUAUUGUCAUGAUUUUGACCAGAACGGGCCUUCAUACAUGAGCCAUAUUUUGCAAGUAUUUAAUUUUAUGAUUUUUAUGGAUUUAUAGAGAUUUUUAGAUUUUACAAGUAUUAAAUUUUGUAAUUUUUCCAAAAUCGCAAAAAUUGCAAAAUAAAGUGAGAAUUAAAUAUCUUGCAAAAUGUCCCAAUAAUGGGAAUGAUAAGAGGCACCUACAUUUGCAGGCAUUGUUCAUUGCAAUACAUGAAUUCAUUAAUCUGCAGAAAAACAUGCCCUUCUUAUUUUCCCUGAGCAGUUUAUAAUAAUUAGGAAACUUGGUAAAGGCUACAUUUCUCUUAUGUGAAACUAUUAUUUUACAACUUUUCGUUGAAAUCUCUAAUGACAACAGCAACUAUAUUUUUCUUACAGAUGAUGCAAACAUUGGUGAGGCUAUAGAAGCUGGACAAGUUCCUGGAAGAUUUUUCAUUUUGUUAGAUCAAAGACCAGAAGAAGACUGGAAUAAAUUGGGAAGCAAACUUGAGAUUGAUCCUUCACAAUUAGAAGGUAUAAAGAGUGACUGCGCAACACGACAUCAAAAUCCAGCAGAAGAUGUCAUAGAAAUGAUCUGUGCAUCAAACCCAACAAUGACCACCGGUCAGUUUAAGAUGCACUUGCAAAACAUUGAAAGAAAUGAUGUGAAGAACAAAAUAACUGAACAUGAAGGUAAGCAAGUUGAAUAACAACAUGAUUACACAAAAACAUUAUUAUCUUUAAGAAAAAUAAAAUUUAAAAACAUCAUUAUCACAUGGUCCUUAAUUUAUGGCACAUAAAAAAGCCAAAAACAAUGAUAAUAAUAUAUGCAUUCCCUGGCAUCCAGGGUAUUGGGUUUUGAAAACAACGGCCAAACAGUUUUAUGUUAUCCCUCUACCACGAAAUAUCAAGAAGAGUUUGCCCUACUUCAUGUCAAUCAGAAAUAAAUUCCUUCCACAGUUAAUUUGUCAGCCCAAAAUGAUGAUCCAAAGUAACACGAAAGUUAAAGUAAGGUGAACACGUCUUUUGAAAGCGUUUUAUAGAAAUGACGACUUGUAAGUGUUGUCAAUAACUUUCUACACAAAUUAAUGUCUAUGGUCUAACCACCCCCUCAGUACAAUGCUGUAUAAAACCAAGAUGGCUGCCACAACAAUAAGCGCUUGGUCCUGCUGAUCUUAUGCAAAAAUAGGGGACUGUGAACAGUUAAUACUGAACAGGGUAUAGUUUUCAUAGCCUGUGUUGCAAGCGUUUCCAUGGGUUUUCGGAUCAAAGAACAAGGAAUGAGAGUCAAAGAGCGGGGAGGGGUUGGGGAAGAAAGGAAGGAAGGGCUUGCAGACAAACCCUGGGAAUUUGAAAGCCAUCCACAUGGCAUGUCAUGCCUGAGUGCACACACAGACAUUAAUAUUUUGAUGCUGUUAUCAGCUUUCAUAAAUUGACCAAUAAAAUGUUUGACCUUCCGUGGAGCAGAAGUGAACUUUUGAGGACACAUGUCUUUGUCAAACUAUUUUGGAAGCAGAAAACGGGUGGCAGCAAUGGAGAAAUCUCAAUGAAUCCAAACGAUCAAUGCAGGUUUUGUAAUUGCAGCUUCAAAGUUAAUUUUAUCUUUUUCAUCUGCCUAAAAAGAAGGACUGCAAGGGUGAAGUUUUGAAGUUUUUAAUUUUUUUGAUCCGCAUCCCCGGUAUUUGUAUAAUGCACCUAUCAAUGGAAAUCCCGUGGGGGGGGGGGGGAAUGCGGGCAAUGGGCGGGGAUUUGAUGCCUGAGACUAUCCCCCUGUCGGGCUUUUGAUCGUGCGAAAUGACCCCGGGGUCGGGACAUUUGACUUUGACCGACAGAAGCCUGGUAUUCCUGGUAUAAAUUCAGAAGCGGUUACCAGGUCUGUUCCUCAAGGCUUUCUGAAAGUCAUGCUGUUGGAGAAAGGUAUGAAGUUUUCAUUUGUUUUAAUCGCCAUAAUCCGAUACUUUAAACUGUCUAUAAUGUCUAUUUUAAGAAAGUUUUCAUCUUCAAGUUUCCAUCUGAUUGUAAAACUUGAUUGAAAUCGAAUUCCACCAUGAGAGUCAGAGGAUUUUUUACGAGUCACUGAUCCAACAUGUUGACCGGAUGUUAUAAAGCAUUUUACGUUUCAUUAAUAUUAUAAUAGCAUGGUCAGUCUUCCUGGAGUGAUUUUGUUGUUCAAAAUAAGAAAUGCUAGUGGAGAGAGAAAAUACUUAAUUACAGCGAGUAACUAAACGGAGCUUACGUUAACCUUAAAUAAAAGUAGUAAGAAUGUACUUUUGAAAUGUUCUUUUAUUCGUUUUAUAUAGUAUUAUAGUAUUGUUUGUUUAGAUUUUUUCCCCUGGGGUGGGGUCUCUUUUGACACUUUUGAUUGACCUUUCGUUUCCCACCCUGGGGAAUUUGAUCAAAAAAUUUUAAAAUUUGUCAAAUCCCCACCCCUUGCCCGCACUCCCCUCCCACGGGGUUUACAUUGAUAGGUGCAUAAGGUCAAAGCUCAGCUAGGCAGAUCUAGAAACAAUGACUGCAAAAAACUAAUAUGCAUGUCACAACCUCUCAGCAUGAAUCAAACCUUUGAUCGACUGAUGUCAAUAAUGUUCAACUAGCUGAGCCAAUCAGGCACCCCGUUUGCUGGUGAUAAGAUUUUCAAAAUCCCAGAGUUUGUCUGCCAGUGUUUCCUUCUCCGACCCCUCUUUCUUUGUUUGGCUCUCAUUCCAUUUUUUUGCUCAGCCAAAACUGAAAAUCCUGUAACAGAAAUGCUUGCUAUGUGGGCUAUAGUUUUCAGGGUAUUGAGUCUCUAAUGGAGUAUACAAUUUCACCAUUCACCGUAUUGAACAGGGUAUUCUUUUGGAAUGGAAGCCUUUAAACGAGUGUGAAGGUUGGCAAUUAGCAGUCUUUUUAUGGUACAAACAAUUUUUCUUUUUCAAAGAAUACCAAAUUCCAUGACCUCGUUUUAAUUUUUUUCUUAAAUUCUGUGUGCAAAGCAAAAUGAAGUAGAGACAUGAAAGAUUCGUUGUCUUAAACAUGCAGGGUCAAGGUUUGAAUUGUCUUGGCGGGGAACACUUCUCCACCAAUCAUGCUAAUAAUAUAAAGGAUGUUGGUAAAAAACAAGUGGAAAAUGGCUCAAAGAGCACUAUUGAUCAUGAGUUUAUGGAUGCAGGUCGGGGGUGCUAAGCACUUCAACGACUACAAUUGAGUCACUUUUACUUAACCGCUUACUCUAGUACCCUUGCACUUCUCUUAUGUGCUGAUAGCAAACAUCCCUCGACUUGGUCUGCACUGCCGGCAAAAGCACGACGUGUGAACUGGGCCUCAGAUUCCAACAGCCCGGCGAUUGCAAAACGUACACGUACAUUGGGUCGUUCUUACCUUGCGUUAAAGCUGCUCGAGCCGAGCCACUUUGCUGAAUUUGCAAGGUUUAGCCCAACAUAAUUACGUUGUGGUAAAAAAUUACUUGUGGAGGUCACCAAGGUCACUUAAUCGGUCGCCGGCUUUUCUUCUCGUUAAAAAGGAAGACAUUCUUCACUUUGUUCAGUUUGUUUGAUUAUGUAUCCGUACUUUUUCAAUCCACUGAACUCGAAAUUGCCAGGCCGACAAGGUUGAAAGAGGGUUGAAUGAGGCGAAGAGACUGUUGACGAAAGUGCUUAUUUCACACCCUGGGCGCGGGGGCUGGAAGGUCGAGGGUAGCGUUCCUGAAGGGCAGCGGUGUGUAGCGCCCAACAAAUUUCUCCUUUCCCGCCUUUUUUUUCGGUUCCUUGUUUAAUUGAGGAUCGACACAAAUAAGACCCAUAGGGCGCGAUCCAUUCAACAGAAAUUCCAACCGGUCCGACCGGGAAAAGAGGAACACCUCAAAAGGUGGACCCGUUUUUUCGAAACUUUUCCGGUUGGGCCGAACCGAUCCAUUGAGUUUUGGACCGAAAUUUCCGGAAAGUUUGGUUGAAUGGAUCGCGCCCAUAGAUUCCUUGCGACGUCCCCUCCCUACCCAAUAUCUAAAGAUUGACACUAGGGAUCAUGCAGACCUUUUUGUCACUCGUUCAUCUCCCCCAGGGCGGGAGGUGAGGCGAUCACUUACCUAGCCUGCGUGGCAGGCGUUCAAAAGGGAAGGGAAAGGGAAUUAGGGCGCGAGACCACGCGUUCUCUCGCGCCUAAAACUCCCUUUCACAAAGCUCCCUUUCCCUUCCCUUUAAAACGCCUGCCACGCAGGCUAUCACUUACCCUCCUAAGCCUGCAUAACAGGUUAUUUACGAGCCAUGCGAGGCGAACGCGGCAUUUCGCGCGAAGUAUGAGACGAUGGGAGUAGGAACAUAAAACUUCCCUACAAGUUCUUUUCAAUAUUUCGUCUGUACAGUGGCGGUUCUGUGAAACGGUUUCCUGACCACUAACAGAUUUAUAAAGACAGAACAUUCUUCUCAGACUUCUCAGGCCGGGCCUACCACUAUGAAGACAUAAUAUAUUUGGGCUAACCAGUUUUUGUUUUUUUCCUGCUAGCAGAAGUCUCUCACGGCAAGAGCAAAAAUGAGAGGAAGGAGAGAGACUCUCUCCUUCCUCUCAGUUUUCUCUUACUGUGAGAGACCGAUGUUAUUUGCAACUUUGUUUUUGUGCAAAAAUAAAAAAAAACAUAUGCUCAAUUCUAAAACUGCUUAUCCUUAAGGGAGUAAACGGACUAAGAAACCUUACUCUUCUUCUACUUCUUAUAGCAGAUCUUGAAAGUUUGACCAUUACAGCUCUUCGGGACGAAUUGGACCUCAUGAGAGAGGUCACGCGUAUGCUGAAUGUAGCUGACAAUAAAAGAAUAAAAAACUUCAAGGAUCUUGCAAAGGAAUGUGGCAUUCCCGCAGAAAAAUACAGGAGUCUUCAACCACCCUGCACCGAGAGCCCAACGGAAGAAGUGUUGCAAGACAUCGUGGCGCGUAAACCGUUUUAUACAGUGCGUGAGCUAUUUAUUGAUUUGUGCGAGAUGAACCGCAAAGAUGCGAUUGAGGCCAUUAGCAUCUACUUUGUAGGUAAGGUGUUUGUUCUGAUGACAACCACUUCUAAUGACCGGAUCGUAGCCAAACAAACAUUCUUGCCUAGGUGCAGUAAUAUCAAUGAGGCACCCUAACCCCCGCCCUAACCAUAUAUUUCGAAUGAAUAAAUGGUACCUGCCCUCGGGGGGGGGGGGCACUUGGGUAUUUUCAGGGUGGGUAUGUGCCGCCCGGGACUCCAAAUUGGCAACCCGUUCUAGAAAAAAUUUCCCCUAAAAUUGAUACCCCGUUCUAGAAAUAGGCCAAUUUUUUAUACCCCGUUCUAGAAUUCGCCCUAAAACUAACACCCCGUUCUAGAAAUGGGCCAAUUUUUUAUACUCCGUUCUAGGGUGCAACAAGAGUACAACGGUUUUUGUUAACGCACUGAACCGUAUUUUUAAAAGCAAUCUGUCCUUGAAUGCUUUCAAAUGGCUGCUUAAAAAAGGGGAGAGCUUUCGUGCGUUCGAAAUAUUAUACCCCGUUCUAGAAAACGCCUCUGAAAUGGAUACCCCGUUCUAAACCAGGAGCUUCAAAAUCACGACCCCUUUGGGCGGCACAUACCCGUAUAGGUAAUGUAUGGGAGUACCCCCCCGGGUACCUGCCUCAGUUUACUCUGUGCUGGCUAUGGGCCUGUAAGUAUACACAGAAAGUGUUACGUCUGGGUUGCAAAUCAAAACGGACAUAAAGUGGAACAUGUGCUAACACUGUGCUGAGGGGACAUCCACGGGAAGCUUAAUGCAGGUUUUCUUUUAGUCCUUGGUUAGACCAACCCUAGAAUAUGCAUGCCCGGUAUCGUCGCCCUAUCUAGUUAAAGAUAAGUUGGCAAUCGAAAAAGUACAACGACGAGCAUCGAGAAUCUCUCUCUGUCAAAACCACGCGAGAUGUCACUGAGAUGUCAUUUGAAGAACGAUGUAAAUUGCUAAACUGGAACACACGUCAGAAUCGAAGAGAAUACCUGUCUGUAGUGGAAUGCUACAAGACAGUGUUUGGUCUAAAUGGCUUAAAAAAGGCUUAAAAAGGUGGAUGAAAAUUUAUUGACAUAGUAGCCCAUAUUUUAAUUGUAUAUAUUUUCACCUUAUAUAUCAUUCUUACUAUACCACUUUGUACCUGCACUAAUGAUUCUUACGCGCGUUUUCAUAUAUUUUUAAAGUUCAGUUAGGGGACCUUUUAACCUCGCAGUCCUCGUUUUCAAACAUGUAUCAUGUAUCAUGUUUAUAUACAUAUUUAUUUGAAUAAAGAAGUAUUAUUAUUAUUAUUAUUAUUAUUAUUAUUAUUAUUAUUAUUAUUAUAAAUACGGCGUGGCCCUUACUUUAGGCCCCUUCUAGGCAUAUGCUCCUCAUGUCCGCGCAAUAUGGUCCCGUUUAUUAAACAGAUAGAGGUUUCUCUUCAUUGGUCUUUAUUAUCAUAUCUUCAUGUAUCAACACCGCAUUUUAAUCAUAGGCAUUUUACCGCAGUAUUUUUAUGAAGAGAACUACCUCGUGGAAGUAAUGCGGGUAUCAAUGUUUGGACGGAGAAGGGGAAAGGACCCCCAUAGGUGUGGUAAUUGAACACUUUCUUUAUCCUCUCUCUGAGCAUUUUGACCACAGAUUUUGCCCAAAACGGCAGGUUUUUAACCUCAGAAGAGGAUAUUUUACAACAUUUGACCUAUAGGGUAGGGGAUUUGAUAAAAAAAAAAAUUGCAAAACAUGUCAAAUGCCGCACCUAUGCCCCUUACCUCUUCCCCGGGAGGGGUACUCCUGAGAAUUCUUGGUGGGGGUGUGCGUGGCGGUGUGUCAGACCAAAAAAUGUACUCUUAAACCACACCCGUUGUCAAACUAGAACUCCAAAACUCAUACCCGUUUCCAGACCUGGCCUUUAGGUAGAAAUUGUGUUACCAUACCUAUAUGGCUUAUAUAAGGGAGUACCCCCCCCCCCGACCUCUCCCCGCUCUCUGUCCAAACAUUGAUACCUGCCAUGGCUCUUGUACCUGCAUAACAGGCUGUCCAACCCGUCACCUCUCUAUUUGCGGAUUUUGUAAGUGGUCUUGGAAGGAAAGCAAGUUUUGGGUCUUGUCAAAUAACUGCCUGUGUUGUUCAAUGUCCGAUAGAUUAGGGGAUUCGGGGGGUGGAGGUCCUAAACUGACUUUUUCAGUUUUAUGUGAGUUUCUGCUUGAACCUACUUUCGUUCCUUGCAGAGGAUGAUGUGAAAGCCCUUAAAAGAGAACUGCAGAUCACGCCAGAGUAA
Molecule: messenger RNA, 12108 nt
Organism: Porites evermanni
Lineage: Eukaryota; Metazoa; Cnidaria; Anthozoa; Scleractinia; Poritidae
Source: the annotation of a GenBank genome assembly